GCAUCCAAUCCGCGCAUGCGUCUCACGGGCGAGCGCAGCUGGGCAAAGAUGGCGGCGGGCUCCGAUUUGCUGGAUGAUGUUUUCUUCAACACAGAGGUGGACGAAAAAGUAGUUAGUGAUCUCGUCGGAUCUCUGGAGUCCGAACUAACCGGAGCGAGGCACGUCAACGCCGCCGCCAACGUCCCGCCGGCGACAAACCACGUCGGUAACUCGGCUGUCGGUAGUCGUUCCAAUGAGCACGGCAGCAAAAUGGGACUUUCACAACAAGAGCUCGCUAAAGCAGGGGCAGGAGUGCAAGGAGGUGUCAUCAACAGCACGGGGUCCCGCGGCGUGGACGGAGCAGCCGGCAACACGUCGAGCAUGACAGCCGCCCAGAGUCAGUCCAAGCCGGGCGCAGCUGGCGGGGUCGUCACGGUGGUGUCCGGUGUCGGGAAACCGGGAACGGUUGGCGUUCAAACUUUGAAUGGAAGUGCCGUGGUGAUGAACUGUCACAUCAUCAACAACAACAACAACAACAACUCCUCCUCCUCCUCCUCCUCCUCCUCGCAGCCAGCCGUCACGCUGAUUAACAACGGACCCGUUUCCGCGAGCAAAGGCAGCGCGACGGUUUUAACCGCAACACCAAGUGCCAUCGUCAGAAACUCGCCGACGAGUGCGCCCAACGCCGCUGUGGUUUCCUCCGUGAAAACGGUGCCCACCGUCACGCUCGUGAGGCCACCUAUGCAAACCCCGCCCACCGUCGGUGUCACCGGCGCCGUCGGCUCGCUCGUGCACAAACCCGAGUGCGCGAAAACUAUAACGCACGUCGUGGCGGCUUCGAGCGCGAGGAGCCCGACGGUGUUGCAGAACUUGAGGACUUCCGUACCGUCGCCCGUCGCCGCCGCCGCCGCCGCCGCCACGCCUCCUGGAGGAAUACGAGCCAUCGCUCCACAGGUGCUGGCCCCUCGGCUCGCGCAGCCUCAGCAGGGCGCCCCGAAUAUCCAGAACAUCCAGCUGCCUCCAGGCAUGGUCCUGGUUCGCAGUGAGAGCGGGCAGCUGCUGGUGAUUCACCAGCAGACCUUGGCUCAGAUGCAGGCUCAGUCGCAGUCCCAGAGCGCCAUGACACCGCGACCCGCGGCCCCCACCAGCACUCCACCUGUCCAGAUCACUUCGCAUCAGGCUCCAGGCGCGUCGCUGCUGACUCGUCCGGUGACCCCCACCACCAUUAUUAAACAAGGGUCCACAGUCCAGACCACUGUGACGGCCACCACCACAUUGCAGAGGCCUCCGGUACUGCAGAACACCAUCAUGCUGGGAGGGACCGCCACUGCCCCGGGACAGCCACUGGGAACGCCCGCCCCAGUGCAGCCUGGGUCUGCAGUCACACAGAGGGUCGCUGGGACCCACGUCGCUCCAACAGCUGUCUCAGCUGAGACGCUGGAGAAUGUGAAAAAGUGUCGGAACUUCCUGUCCACGUUGAUCAAGCUGGCGUCCGGUGGAAAGCAGUCCUCUGAGACGGCGGCCAACGUCAAGGAGCUGGUCAAGAACCUGCUGGAAGCGAAGAUAGAUCCAGAGGAUUUCACCAGCAGGUUAUACCGGGAGCUCAACUCCUCACCACAGCCGUACCUCGUGCCUUUCCUGAAGAGGAGUCUCCCAGCACUGCGUCAGAUGACCCCAGACCCAGAGGCCUUCAUCCAGCAGAGCCUGCUGCCUCUGCCCAGCACCACGGCCGCCGCCGCCUCCACGGCCCUCACCGCUGUGAUGCAGCGACCGCCUCUCUCCACCACGCCCGCCGCUCCGGCCGCCAGCGCCGCCGCCACCAAAACCACCGUUAUCAGCGUCACUCAGACACCUCACGGUAAACAGAUUGUGCCCCAGCAACAGGUUGUGAGGCCACAGGUGACGCUCGCUCAGUCUCCCAUGGUAACGCUCAGAGGACAAUCUCACAGCCGCAUCAUUGUGGGCCAUCCGCAGGUGGUCAAACAGCUACCGACAGCAAUGAAGCAGACGUUGGCUCCGGGGGCCAGAGGAGUGCAAGUGGUCAGUCAGGUGCAGUAUGCUGCUGCUCAGAGGAACAAGCUGAAGGAAGCAGGAGGGGCAGCCUUCAGGGACGACGAUGACAUCAACGACGUGGCCUCCAUGGCAGGAGUCAACUUGUCGGAGGAGAGCGCCCGUAUCUUAGCAACCAACUCUGUGCUUGUCGGCACGGUGACUCGAUCCUGUAAGGACGAGGCCUUCCUCGCCACCUCUUUGCUCACCCGGCGAGCUCUGGAGAUCGGUAAGAAGUUCGGCGUCGGCGAGCUGGGCGCCGACGUGAUCAACUUCAUUUCCCACGCCGCACAGCAGCGGCUGCAAAGCCUGCUGGAAAAAGUGUCUCAAGUGGCGCUGCAGAAAAACACGGCCUUCAAGGAGGACGUGCGGUGCGAGCAGGUCAGCGACGUGCGAACCCAGCUCAGGUUCUUCGAGCAGCUGGAUCAGAUGGAGAAGCAACGGAAGGAAGAGCAGGAGAGGGAGAUCCUCUUGAAGGCUGCCAAGUCUCGGUCACGGCAAGAAGACCCCGAGCAGCUCCGACUGAAGCAGAAGGCCAAAGAGAUGCAGCAGCAGGAGCUGGCGCAGAUCCGACAGAGAGAGGCCAACCUCACGGCGCUGGCGGCGAUCGGCCCGAGAAAAAAGCGGAAAAUGGACUCGCCCGUCCGGGGCGCCAGUGCAGAGGGCUCGGGGUCGGGCCCCUCUCAGCCGGGAGGCUCCGGCGCAGCGGGCUCCAGGCAGCCGAUGCGACAGCGCAUCACCAGGGUCAACCUCAAGGACCUGCUCUUCUGCCUGGAGAACGAAAGGGAGACCAGUCACUCUCAGCUGCUCUAUAAAGGCUUCCUCAAAUAGCACCGGCAUCCAAAAUAACUAGUCCCGCUCCCGUGGCAUUAAGGAAGCAGAGUCGGAACCCUUUUUUUCUGCCGCUACUGUUUUCUUCUUUUCUUCUUUCUUUCAUCGCCCCCACUGCUUAAUGAUGAGACGUCUAUCUGUGGGAGGAGAAUUAUCUGGAACACCGAGGAAACGUCGUCUUUUCUUUUAAAAAAAAAAAAAAACCUCUUCGAGCGCGGGACGUUGUAUUUCUCAGAGGAGCCAAAUAUUUGAACUCGGGCCCCUGAUUUCGGCGUGCCGUCUCUUCAACCGCACUUCAGUCAUGCACUGCCUCAUGCUGCACAACAACAACAAAAACAACACGUCUUUUUAACUGAACCGAGUUCCCCCGAAGACCCGAUGCUACUGAACCCUUUUUUUAAGUACAGUUUUAAUGCCCGCGGAUUGUUUUUGUACGGGAAACUAAUCUCGACGAGCCUCGUCAUCUGCUGAGUUGCCUUCUCAACAGAUUAAGCCAUAUGGAUUAGAGCGCGUUGAUCAGCCUCCGUACCUUCAUCUAUCCAGCGGGUUCCGUCUCCGGAGUCGUCGUCGGAGAGACGUGCGCUUUUGAUGUUUUUCCGCUUUCUCCGCUCGUCUCGGGCUCGAUUUUUGGAAACCAGGAAGUGGCGGUUCACGUGUCACGCAGUUGCGCACGACAGCGUUUUGGUUGGCGGCUACAAAGCCACUUUUUUUAAAAUUCAGAUUCAAGCACAUUUACUACACAGACAUGCGUGUGCGUUACAUUCCUAUCGAUAGUUUCCCCCCCCUCAUUUUUCAUUAAUUCCUUAAAAGACGAUACAUAAUUGAAUUAAAGGAACAGUACCUUCCAUCGCAGUGAACAACCGCUCCAAAGUAAUUGUUGUUUUUCCGCUCUUAUCUCUGCACACAUUUGAUUUCAAAAGUGUUGAACUGGUGGCUGCAGCUCUUUGUCCGCUCAUCUCUUAGAUCCAAGAACAGUGAAAGAUUGACAUUUGUGAAAACGAUGGCGUGGAAUCGGGCUCCCCGAACGAUGGCGCGGAAGAAGCUCUCUCGGCCGUUUCUCUUCCUUUUUCCCUAAAUGUCACCCGAAGAGCCGCCGACUCUCCAAGCACACACGUGCGUAAUGUGCGAGUACGCUUUUGACUCCGAAUGUUCAUUGCGAUGGAUCUCGAGCUCAUUUCAGGCGUUGCUUUUUGCCCCAAGAAAAAAGAAAAAAAGAUAUGGAUGGAUAAAUGGAUAAAAGACGUUGAGACUAGUAAUGUAAAGUAACCAGGCUACGUAGCUCGUAGGCUAUAUAAUGUGAACUUUUAAAUAAUUGAGGUUGGAGAGAUUUAUCCCAAUAAUAAUAUUAUUGAUCGUAGUCAUUUUCCUCCAAAGUCGUAUGUCGACAUCCUUUUCUAUUUAUGAAUACCGGAGGAUGUUCAUGUUCGUGUGGGCGUGACGUGCAGAACGCUGGGCUGCACUUUGACUGAUCACUUUUCUAAAAAAAAAAAAAUAAAUACCCACUUUAUAAGUUUUUUUAAAAUAUUUUUUUGUAAUAUUUGUUUUGCGCACAUACUAAUAUUGGUCUUUCUACCGUUGUCGUUUUUCUGAAAGAAUGUUUCCCGGCAAAUUUUAUUACUGUAUAUAUUUUAAGUUUGCCGUUUGUAGGUUUAUCAGUUCAAAUUGGGCAAAUUUGUUUUAAACAAAUACGACAAAAAAUAUGAUACUUUCUUGCCCAAUAUCUUGUAAAUUUUUGCACAGCCACUUGUUUAUAUGUAAAUAUCUGAAUAAAAUGUAAAAAAAAAAAAAAAAAAAUGUUUUUAACUGCUAUUUUAUAAUGGAUUGAAAGAGAAUGAUCUCUUAUUAAAACCAA
This is a messenger RNA of Cyclopterus lumpus (lumpfish), 4711 nucleotides long. RefSeq names its product transcription initiation factor TFIID subunit 4-like. The record is from RefSeq and is a predicted model, not a curated record. Gene Ontology annotation, cellular component: transcription factor TFIID complex. NCBI's taxonomy places the organism in Eukaryota, Metazoa, Chordata, Actinopteri, Perciformes, Cyclopteridae. Gene Ontology annotation, molecular function: protein heterodimerization activity; DNA binding; RNA polymerase II general transcription initiation factor activity. Gene Ontology annotation, biological process: DNA-templated transcription; transcription initiation at RNA polymerase II promoter. Bases 16 to 2859 code for a protein of 947 amino acids. The transcript is spliced from 16 exons.